Molecule: messenger RNA, 1557 nt
Organism: Conger conger (European conger)
Lineage: Eukaryota; Metazoa; Chordata; Actinopteri; Anguilliformes; Congridae
Gene: gnrhr4
Product: gonadotropin releasing hormone receptor 4
Exons: 5
Coding region: 280-1557 (425 amino acids)
Biological process (GO): G protein-coupled receptor signaling pathway
Cellular component (GO): membrane
Molecular function (GO): gonadotropin-releasing hormone receptor activity; peptide binding
Source: RefSeq, a predicted model, not a curated record
AAUACAGACACGAAGAAGGCGGUACCCAAGGAAUGGCAGAGGUAGAAUAGUCGCGCAAAGGGAAGCGGGCGCCCAAGAGGAUCCAAUUUCAAGGUCAUUACACAACCGAAACAAAACAGCUGACAUCGGGUUCCAGGUCAUUCAAAUCAUCUAACCGUCUUAACUGUAGGUCAUUGCGGGCAGCCAAUGCACCGUUUGUAAACAUCCCGACUUUACCCCGACUUCACCACAACCCACACCGCCCCCCCCUGACCGGGGAGGGGUUGGACCCUGGCCGAGAUGGUGUUUCGCGCGUACACGGUCGAAAUGAACACUUCCUCCCAUGGCCCCGAGUUCACAACUUUCCGCCAGACCGUCUCCGGGGCCCCGCCCAAUGGCAGCUGGGAGGCGGUGGCCUUCACGCCUGGCAAUGGGAGCGCUGCGGCGGGCGAAGAGCUGCCCACCUUCUCCACGGCCGCCAAAGUGCGCGUGGUCAUCACCCUGGUGCUGUGCGUGGUGUCGGCGGUGUGCAACCUGGCGGUGCUGUGGGCCGCCAGCACCUCCCACAAGCGCCGGUCGCACGUGCGCAUCCUCAUCAUCAACCUGACGCUGGCCGACCUCCUGGUGACCUUCGUGGUGAUGCCUCUGGACGCCGUGUGGAACGUGACGGUGCAGUGGCUGGCGGGCGACCUGGCCUGCCGCCUGCUCAUGUUCCUCAAGCUGCUCGCCAUGUACUCGGGCGCCUUCGUCACCGUGGUGAUCAGCCUGGACCGCCAGUCCGCCAUCUUGGACCCGCUGGCCAUCAACGAGGCCAAGAAGAAGAACAAGGUCAUGCUGGCCGUGGCGUGGGCCAUGAGCGCCUUCCUGUCAGUCCCACAGAUGUUUCUAUUCCACAACGUGACCGUCACAGUCCCGGACAACUUCACUCAGUGCUCCACCCAUGGUAGCUUCACAGAGCACUGGCAGGAGACCGUCUACAACAUGUUCACCUUCGUCUGCCUCUUCCUGCUGCCGCUAGCCAUCAUGAUCUCCUGCUACACCCGCAUCCUGAUAGAGAUCUCCAAACGCAUGACCAAGGGGAACGCAUCGUCCAAGGAAGUGCACCUCCGCCGCUCCAAGAACAACAUCCCCAAAGCCCGGAUGCGGGCUCUGAAAAUGAGCAUCGUCAUCGUGGUGUCCUUCAUCGUCUGCUGGACGCCAUACUACCUGCUGGGCCUGUGGUACUGGUUCUUCCCGGACGACCUGGAGGAGACCGUGUCGCACUCGCUCACCCACAUGCUCUUCAUCUUCGGCCUGUUCAACGCCUGCCUGGACCCCAUCACCUACGGCCUGUUCACCAUCCACCUCCGCAAGCGCGUGAAGCGCUACUGCCACAGCGCCGCCGUGCUGGUGGAGUCCGACAACACCGACGUCACCGGCUCCUUCCGCUGCUCGUCCUCUCCGCUGCGCCUCAGGCGGGAGGAGGGGGGGGUGGAGGAGGAGACGGAAAGGAAGUCCGGUUGCUACGGCAGCUACCUGACCGUCCGCUGCAAUGGAAGGGAGGAGCCCAGCCAGUCCAGCCCAAACAGCAUGAUAUGA